This is a messenger RNA of Uranotaenia lowii, 2246 nucleotides long. RefSeq names its product polyserase-2-like. The coding region runs from base 44 to 1933 and encodes 629 amino acids. Gene Ontology annotation, molecular function: serine-type endopeptidase activity. Gene Ontology annotation, biological process: proteolysis. The transcript is spliced from 5 exons. Lineage: Eukaryota; Metazoa; Arthropoda; Insecta; Diptera; Culicidae. The record is from RefSeq and is a predicted model, not a curated record.
UUGCCGCAACGAAUAGUUUUCGCUCAGCUUCGCAUCUGAUAAGAUGAUGCAGUCCGUUCGAUUUCUAAGCCCGGUUAUCAUCUUAGCGCUGCUGGGGGUGACGACGACAUUGCUAGUAGAAGUGUUUGCCCUUGAUGCAUCCGAGAUCCAGGCUAGCAAUUCUCUUUACCAGUGUGGCGUUCGAAGGAGAUUCGGGAUUCAGCUGAUUCAUCACUCCUGGCCGGUGGAACUCGGUCAAUGGCCAUGGCACGUGGGACUGCACCAUUUGGAUCCCAAAAGCGGAAAACCGGUGUAUAAGUGUGGCGGCACUCUUCUGGACGAUCGACAUGUCCUAACAUCGGCUCAUUGUGUGUCUCAUAGGAAUGGUCGGCCGUUGAGGCCUUCUAUUCUAAGGACAUUCCUAGGACAAUAUGAUCUGCUCAACCCGGAAGAACACGUUCAGGUGAUGAAUGUGAGCGAGCUUCACGUCCAUCCGGAGUUCGAGAUCAAUCGCAACGAUGUGGCAAUUUUGGUACUGAAUUCAUCGGUGCGCUACUCGGAUUUCAUUCUGCCAGUUUGCCUCAACAAUCAACCGGAGUCCGACAUUUUGACCGUGGUUGGGCAGCGUGGUUCCGUCACCGGAUGGGGCAAAACGGAUAAAGGUUCCCUUUCACGGAUGUUGCGAACGGCUCAAAUGCCUAUCGUCGAUUAUGUUCAGUGUGUUCAGAAUGAUCCCAUCCUUUUUGGAAGAUUUGCCCACCCUGGAAUGUUUUGUGCGGGAGAACUUAAUGGUACAAGUGUAUGCAGUGGGGACAGCGGAGGAGGAUUGUUUCUGAGCGAAGGAGAUCGUUGGGUGCUACGGGGAGUCGUUUCGUUUUCGGGCCAGGAUAAGUCCGGCUCAUGUGACACAUUACGAUUCGUUGGUUUUGCCAACGUUGACUACUACAUACCCUGGAUCAGGAACGUUACCAAGCAGGAAAGCGGAGACUCUGCAAAGUUUGUAAAACCCAAGCGGAAAAGUGAAAUCGAAUGCGACCGUUACAAGGAACUUGCUCGGAAGCGAUCCAACGGAGCUUGUUACAAUUCUCGUCGAACUCACACGGUCGGAGUAUAUUAUGAAGGAAACGUCCAACGAUGUACGGGUAUUUUAGUUAGCGAAAAAUUUGUUCUCGUACCCUGCCAUUGCGCUAAAGUACCAGAUCUUCCUGUUGAGAAAGUUCGCAUCGGGGAUUAUAACGAGAUUAACGUCUCGAAAGCAGCUUGUCACCCGGAAUCAACAUAUUUCAACCACGAUCUGGCACUGCUGGAGUUGGAAUCGGCGGUGAAGUUAUCGUCCUCCAUACUUCCGGCAUGUUUGGCCAACAGCUGGUCCGAAAACCUUUACGAUACACUUUUGCUGACAGGAUUUACCUCCAUGGAUGAAAAGCGAGAGUUCAUAGAAUCGGCAGAAAAUAGAGUCGUUGCGAAGGACAACUGCAACAAAUUACCAUUUUUCCAACGAAUCAAGACUUCAAUUAACGACACCGUCAUUUGUUCCAUCAGCACCGACGUGGAACGCAAAUCAGGAGGAAAUUACGGAUCGUCUGGAAGUGCCCUACAAUCGGUAAACACUCGCACCUGUAUGCAUACGGUAGUAGGAAUGUUAUUUGCCGGGACCGAAGCCGGAUCCAACGAAACAGAACUGGUGGAUCUGUUUUCGCGAAUCUCUAGUGAUCUGGAUUGGAUGGAAUCUAUCAUUUGGGGCUCGGGAUUGAGUACGGAUCAGACGCCGACCACCACAGCGAUUCCGUUGACAAAACCGAACAAAGUCGUCCCCUUGGCGCGCCCCCGUGUACGCUUUUUACACAAAUUUGCUUAUAACUUAGCCGGGAACGCAUCGACGACACCUGAGCCAAAUGAAGCUAACCUUGAUGGCACCGUCAGCGCUUGGCAAGAUCAUCGACUCACGGAUUAAAUUUUAAUAUUUGUUUUUUUUUCGAAACCUUUUAACUUAUGUCUAAUUUAGUCAAUUCUGUUCGGGUGUGGAAGGGUUUCAUUUCAAAGAUCCGUUGAAAUAACUGCUAUUGUUGUCGAUGAUGCUUCUCUUUUGAUAGGUUUUACAGUGCUUUUUUAUCCGAUACUCAAAUUGACAUGUUAGUUUAAUGCACUGAAUCUCAAAAAUCCCCAAACCUGAGAAGGUUUGGAUUUUGACGGCAUAGCUCAAAAGUUAAAUCUCAUCUCCCAAAAUCUGAUACCGCAAUAAAAUGGAAAUCAAAAUAUAAAAUCAA